AUGCCUGUCUCUCAAACUUACGACGUGACCAUCGUCGGCGGCGGUCCCGUCGGUCUCCUCCUGGCCUAUCAGCUCACCCGCUUCGGACUCUCCGUCUGCCUUGUGGAAAAGCAGAACAAAAGUAGCCCCGAGGGCCGCUACGGCCGCGCCAUCACUCUUUUUCCGCGGACAUUGGAACUACUCGAUCAAUUAGAUCUCGUUGGCCCAAUGCUUCAGCAGGGAUUUGCAUGCAGGACCAGUGUUACAUAUAAAGACGGGGUUAGGCAAUUCCCCGGGAAGGUAUGGACAUUCAUGGAGAAAAUCGACGGCACGGUGUUUGAUUUUGCACUGGUAUUGAGGCAAAUGUACACGGAGGAGAUUCUGAGGGACAGACUGGAUCGGAAGACGACCUAUAAUGAUGGCAUGGAAUGUGUGGGGUUCGCGGUCAGUCAGGAUGGGAGCGAGUAUCCGGUGAGUGUGGAUUGUGUGGGUGUUGAACGGAUGACUUUCAAGAGGUAUAAAUAUCUCAUUGGCGCAGAUGGCGGUCACAGUAUCAUCCGCAGACGUGCCAAUAUUCCUUUUGAUGGGGACUCGUCGGAAGACCAGUGGAUCCGGAUAGAUGGUAUUGUUGAGACGAAUAUGCCGCUUAAUCGGUCCUAUGGGGCCAUUGAAACGACCACACACGGAAACGUUCUGUGGGCUCCUCUCGACCAUGGCGCGACCCGCAUUGGUUACGCAUACACGCCUGAAAUAGCAGCCCUAUACCCGGGUGGGGUAAGCGAGAAAGUCGCCAUAGACCAAGCCAUCGCGUGUAUGCGUCCGUUCAAUCUGAGGUUCAAAGAGGUACACUGGUGGACAUUAUACCAAAUUAGCCAGCGCAUGGCCCGCACCUUUGCAUCCUACGACAACCGGGUCUUCAUCUGCGGUGACGCAGCCCACACUCAUAGCAGCGGAGCUGCUCAAGGCUUGAAUACCGGGAUUCACGACGCCGUGAACCUGGCCUGGAAGCUGGCCCUAGAGAUCCAUGGCCUAUCCCAUGCGGAGGUUUUAGACACAUACACGACGGAGCGUCAGUCUGCUGUACAGAGACUAUUAGACUACGACCGCGACAUUUCCCUUUUGAUGACGCAUAAAUGGCCCGCUUGGUACAGGGGUGACACACGUGCAGACCCCAACAUCCUCCUCGGGCAGAUAUUCGACCAGGCUGCGCCGUUCAACACCGGACUGGGCAUUUCUUACGAGACCAACGUAAUUAAUCAGCCUUGGGGUUCUUCGGAGGUCGAUGUGGGCGUUCAAGCGGGAACUCGAGCUCCAGAUACCGAGUUGACCACGCCCGGGACGUUUCUGCCCGCGCGGCUGCACCAGGUCCUUCGGAAUGUGUGCAAGUUCCACGUGCUGGUGUUUUCGGGGGCGAAUGUCGACUUGUUUCAAUCGAGAUUACUGCCUCUACGGGGAUAUCUGGAUACCCAUCCUGAACUGCAACGACACCCGGCCAUUGCCUGGUUGACGGUGUGUGGGUCCGCCGGGUGUUCGCCGUGGGAGGUGCUGGGGAUGCCGGCUUUUGGGGAUACCUACUUUGACGCGCGGGGCAUCGCGCACCGGGCGUACGAAGUUGAUCCGCACAAGGGGGGCGUGGCCGUGAUCCGGCCUGAUGGGUUGAUUGGAUUCACCUGUGCGCUGGACGGGGAUACCCUGUGGGGAUACUUUUCCCGAAUCCUGAAGCUAGCAUGAUACCAACUAUCCGUAGCAUAAAUCCACCCACCCAUACUCACUAUAUACGAAACGCCAUAUAGCCAUGACUGACAUGGCGCUGUAGCAACGCACCCACCACCCAGUAUAUACACCACCCUAACUAUCUACUCAAACCCCCUCCUCAAAUUCUCAAACCGACUCACCG
This is a messenger RNA of Aspergillus ibericus CBS 121593, 1876 nucleotides long. Its product is annotated as 2,4-dichlorophenol 6-monooxygenase. The record is from RefSeq and is a predicted model, not a curated record. The coding region runs from base 1 to 1710 and encodes 569 amino acids. Gene Ontology annotation, molecular function: FAD binding. Lineage: Eukaryota; Fungi; Ascomycota; Eurotiomycetes; Eurotiales; Aspergillaceae. The transcript has 5 exons.